This is a messenger RNA of Saprolegnia diclina VS20, 432 nucleotides long. RefSeq lists its product as hypothetical. Bases 1 to 432 code for a protein of 143 amino acids. The record is from RefSeq and is a predicted model, not a curated record. Lineage: Eukaryota; Oomycota; Saprolegniomycetes; Saprolegniales; Saprolegniaceae. The transcript has 2 exons.
AUGGGACGCCGGGCGCGACGGAAGGCGAUGGCCUCGUUGAGCGACAGCGACCGCGACGACGAGAUGGAGAAGGGCCAUGGAAGCGAGAAGCAUGCAGCGACCGUGGAAGACCAUGCGAAGCGGCUGCAAGACCACGACUACCGGCGCGAGCUGCACGCGGCCGCGGCCGCCGUGCACGAGGACGCGGUCGCACAGAGCCGCCAUGCGCGUCACGCCGAGCGACGCAAGGUCCGCCACGAGAAGGCCAUGGAGCGCGAGCUGGCUCAUCUCGACGAAGAGAAGGAGAGCUACGAAGCCAAGAUGCUCAAGAUCUACAAGAAGCACUCGGCGCGCCGCGAGAAGCUCGAUGCCAAGCGCGAGCACAAGGAAGCCAACUCGGUGUCGAGAUGGACAAGCACGGCCAACGCGACGGCGCGUCGUCUGCUGCGAUGA